UUUUGACCCUAAAUUAGGUCACAGAUCGUAACAGAAAACACCAUGAAAGGAAACAAGCCUUAUCUAGUUGUGAUCCUCAUACAAGCCAUCUACGCUGCUAUGUUUCUGCUCUCAAAAGCAGCAUUUGACCAUGGCAUGAACAAUUUCAUCUUUGUCUUCUAUAGACAGAUCGCAGCCACCAUAUUCCUCAUCCCUUUCGCUUUCUUCUUUGAAUGGAAAACUGCACCUCCUUUGUCAUUCGUGGCCUUCUGCAAGAUCUUUUUUCUUUCUUUUCUGGGGAUCACUGCCAGCUUGGACAUAUAUGGUAUUGCCCUUGUUUAUACUUCUGCUACUUUGGCUGCUGCUAUCACAAACUGUCUCCCAGCCAUCACCUUUUUCUUAGCGUUACUGCUCAGGAUAGAAGUUUUGAAGGUAAAGACUGCUCCUGGUAUUGCUAAGUUGGUUGGAGUAGUGGCAUGCUUAACUGGAGCAGCAAUCCUUGCUUUCUAUAAAGGUCCUCAUUUGGAGCUUUUAAGCCAUUAUAACCUUUUAGGGUACCAUAAAAGCCAACAACACCUGGGUCAUGUUGCAUCUAGUUCAUGGAUAAAGGGUUGCUUCCUCAUGCUCCUCUCCAGCACCUUUUGGGGAAUGUGGCUUGUGCUACAGACUUUUGUCAUUAAAGACUACCCUUCAAAGCUGCUCCUCACAACUCUUCAGUGUUUCUUAAGCUCCAUUCAGUCUUUGGGCAUUGCUUUGGCAGUAGAAAGAGACAUUGAGCAAUGGAAAUUAGGGUGGAAUGUCAGACUCCUUGCUGUUGUUUACUGUGGAAUUAUGGUGACUGGUGUAACAUAUUACUUACAAGCUUGGGUUAUAGAGAAGAAAGGACCAGUGUUUCUGGCCAUGGCAACACCACUGUCUCUCAUAAUGACCAUCUUCUCCUCCACGUUUAUCUUGGGCGAAAUAAUAACUUUGGGAAGCAUUUUAGGCAGCAUCGCUUUGGUUAUUGGACUUUACUGUGUGCUGUGGGGAAAGAGCAGAGAGCAAAUGCCAAAAGCUUCCUCGGAUUUGGAGGAGGCAUCAUCGACUUAG
Messenger RNA from Vigna radiata var. radiata (mung bean), 1068 nucleotides. Its product is annotated as WAT1-related protein At5g64700. The record is from RefSeq and is a predicted model, not a curated record. The transcript has 7 exons. Gene Ontology annotation, molecular function: transmembrane transporter activity. NCBI's taxonomy places the organism in Eukaryota, Viridiplantae, Streptophyta, Magnoliopsida, Fabales, Fabaceae. Gene Ontology annotation, cellular component: plasma membrane. The coding region runs from base 43 to 1068 and encodes 341 amino acids.